Messenger RNA from Lactuca virosa, 1060 nucleotides. Lineage: Eukaryota; Viridiplantae; Streptophyta; Magnoliopsida; Asterales; Asteraceae. The record is from the annotation of a GenBank genome assembly.
CCACAAUGCAAUAUUAGCCACAAGUCUCUAAUUCCCGAUGCCUACACAUACCCCCUCUUUCUACACCUUCUUCCUCAGUCGAUCUCAUUGAAGCUCCCAUCAAUGGCAUCCAUGGCUGCAACUGCUUCUAGCUCCACAACUGUGGUCCGAGCCACCCCUUUCUUGGGUCAAACCAAAGGAUCCAAUGCCAACACUCUUAGAGAUUCUGUCUCCAUGGUCAAUGGCAAAUUCACCAUGGGAAACGACUUGUGGUAUGGGCCAGACCGUGUGAAGUACUUGGGCCCCUUUUCGGCUCAAACACCAUCCUACUUGACCGGUGAAUUCCCGGGUGACUAUGGCUGGGAUACAGCUGGUUUGUCCGCUGAUCCCGAGGCAUUCGCUAAAAACCGGGCUCUUGAGGUGAUCCACGGGCGAUGGGCCAUGCUCGGAGCACUGGGCUCCAUCACACCCGAAGUCCUUGCAAAAUGGGUCAAAGUGGAUUUCAAGGAGCCCGUUUGGUUCAAAGCCGGAUCCCAAAUCUUCUCAGAAGGUGGGCUAGACUACUUGGGCAACCCUAACUUGGUCCACGCACAAAGCAUACUAGCAGUACUCGGUUUUCAAGUGGUCCUAAUGGGCCUAGUUGAAGGGUUCCGUAUUAACGGGCUUGAUGGUGUUGGAGAUGGUAACAACUUGUACCCGGGAGGUCAGUAUUUUGACCCGUUGGGACUUGCUGACGACCCGGUUACCUUUGCUGAGUUGAAAGUGAAGGAAAUCAAGAAUGGAAGACUAGCAAUGUUUUCAAUGUUUGGGUUUUUUGUUCAAGCAAUUGUAACAGGGAAAGGACCAUUGGAGAACCUUUUGGACCAUUUGGAUGACCCUGUGGCUAACAAUGCAUGGGUCUAUGCCACCAAGUUCGCGCCUGGUUCAUAAGUUUUUGUGGCUCCUUGAGUUUUCUUGUAAACUAUGAGUUUGAUGAAAGAAAAUAUGUAUAUUAUUGUUGUUUAUGUUGAGAUUUGUUGACACAUUUAAGUGUUUUAUCACAAAGCAUGAUUGUUCUAUACUAAUAAAACGCGUUAUAAAA